AUAAAUAUGGCGGCCAACGCGAACGCACGAGGUUGGCCGAGGAGUCGGGCGGCUAGUAAUGCUGGCAAAUACAUGACGGGGCCGCAGGGAAUACCAGGGGAACGGACCGUACGACUGUAUCCAUUGACGAAUUACACUUUCGGAACCAAAGAAGCGUUGUAUGAAAAGGACAGCUCUGUUCAAGCCAGAUUUACUCGAAUGAGGGAGGAAUAUGAAAAAUUUGGAAUGAGGAAGACUGUUGAAGGUGUACUGAUUGUUCAUGAACAUGGAUUGCCACAUGUGCUUCUUUUACAGUUAGGAACGACAUUCUUCAAAUUACCUGGAGGGGAACUUGUUGCUGGGGAAGAUGAAAUUGAUGGACUUAAAAGAUCAAUGACUGAGAUCUUAGGCCGCCCUGAACAAGGAAUCGAGGUAGACUGGGUUGUGGAAGACACCUUAGGAAACUGGUGGAGACCAAACUUUGAAGCACCUCAGUAUCCAUAUAUUCCUGCUCAUAUAACAAAGCCAAAAGAACAAAGAAAACUCUUUCUAGUUCAACUUGGAGAAAAAGCUAACUUUGCUGUGCCUCGUAACUACAAGUUAGUGGCAGCACCAUUGUUUGAACUGUAUGAUAACUCUCCUGGUUAUGGUCCAGUCAUAGCCAGUCUUCCGCAAGCGCUUAGUAGGUUUAGUUUUAUAUAUUUAUAAAUUAAGUGACAGUGCAAGUCGCGACGUCAAGAAGAAUGACUAAGUUUUAUUUCACUUUCUUUUUCUGCAAUUUCUCUCUGUAAUUACCUCGUAAAGUUUAUUCGCUGUAUGUCUUUUUAGAAAUAAAAUCACUUCAAAAUGUCAGCAA
Molecule: messenger RNA, 835 nt
Organism: Pocillopora damicornis (cauliflower coral)
Lineage: Eukaryota; Metazoa; Cnidaria; Anthozoa; Scleractinia; Pocilloporidae
Product: cleavage and polyadenylation specificity factor subunit 5
Biological process (GO): mRNA 3'-end processing
Cellular component (GO): mRNA cleavage factor complex
Molecular function (GO): mRNA binding
Source: RefSeq, a predicted model, not a curated record